Dendronephthya gigantea is the source of this 1077-nucleotide messenger RNA. Its product is annotated as eukaryotic translation initiation factor 2 subunit 1-like. Gene Ontology annotation, molecular function: RNA binding; translation initiation factor activity; ribosome binding. The transcript is spliced from 6 exons. The record is from RefSeq and is a predicted model, not a curated record. Bases 95 to 1039 code for a protein of 314 amino acids. Gene Ontology annotation, cellular component: eukaryotic translation initiation factor 2B complex; eukaryotic 48S preinitiation complex; eukaryotic translation initiation factor 2 complex. NCBI's taxonomy places the organism in Eukaryota, Metazoa, Cnidaria, Anthozoa, Malacalcyonacea, Nephtheidae.
AGGCGCGCGAUGUUGCGUCAUCCUUCUUCUCCACAUGUUUUAAUGGAAAAUUUUCAAAGUUGUUUCAAAUCUUUUCACUGAAAAUAUUUUCAAAAUGCCUCUAUCUUGUCGUUUUUAUAAACAUAAAUACCCCGAAGUGGACGAUGUGGUUAUGGUUAAUGUAAGAAAUAUUGCCGAAAUGGGCGCUUAUGUAAAUUUACUGGAAUACAACAAUAUUGAGGGAAUGAUUUUGCUUAGCGAGUUAUCUCGGAGGAGAAUCCGAUCUAUAAACAAACUCAUCAGAGUUGGAAAGAAUGAAUGUGUCGUUGUUAUUCGUGUGGAUAAGGAAAAAGGAUAUAUUGACCUUUCCAAACGAAGGGUCUCCCCAGAAGAGGUGAAGAAAUGUGAAGCGAAAUAUUCCAAUGCGAAAACAGUUCAUAGCAUACUACGACACACAGCAGAAAUUCUCAAAUACGAAACAGAUGAACAACUUGAGGACUUAUAUGAAAAAACAGCAUGGGCAUUGGACACAAACCUCAAAGGAGUUGGCAAAGCCUUUGAAGCAUUUAAAAAAGCUGUUACGGACCAGAGUAUCCUGGAUGAACUAAAUCUUGAUGAAGAUACCAAGAAAGUUCUUUUAACUAAUAUCACUCAACGCCUGAUGCCUCAAGCAGUGAAAUGCAGAGCAGAUAUUCAAGUCUCUUGUUUUACUCACGAGGGUAUUGACGCUGUGAAGGAAGCCUUGAUGAAAGGCUUAGAAAAUGACAAUGAAGAUAUGCCCAUAAAGAUAAACCUGAUUGCUCCACCUACAUAUGUUGUAACAACGACCACCAUGGACAGAGAGGAAGGUCUAAAAGCUUUGGAAACAUCGAUCAAAGCCAUCGAAGACGUUAUUGUCAGCAAGAAAGGAACAUUCGUAUUACAACACGCUCCCAAGGUUGUGACAGAUAUGGAUGAAGCUGAUCUCGCUAAAGAACUAGAGAAACUGGAGAGACAAAAUGCUGAAGUGGACGGGGACGAUGAUAAUCCUGAUGACGAAGACGAUCAGGAUGAACUUUGACACAACUUUUGAAUAAUUUUCAUUAAAAAGAUCAAAUU